This is a messenger RNA of Triticum turgidum subsp. durum (durum wheat), 249 nucleotides long. Lineage: Eukaryota; Viridiplantae; Streptophyta; Magnoliopsida; Poales; Poaceae. The record is from the annotation of a GenBank genome assembly.
AUGGCGCUCUCUCGUCGCAUGGCUGCGUCCGCCCUCCUGCUGCUGGUCCUCCUCGUCGCCACAGAGAUGGGGGCGACGACGGUCAAGCUGGCUGAGGCGCGGGACUGCCUGUCCCAGAGCCACAAGUUCAAGGGCGCCUGCCUCAGCAGCAGCAACUGCGCCGCCGUCUGCCGCGCCGAGAACUUCCCCGACGGGGAGUGCCACACGCACAACUUCGCCCGCAAGUGCUUCUGCAAGAGGGCCUGCUAG